CUGUCUGUCCCACUGUUCUCAGUCGCUGGGUUCCAGUUUUACAGUCAAUGCAAGCUGACUUCUCAUCACACAUGAACAGAGUGCAGAUGGCUUUUUAAAGACUAAAGACAUAAAAGUGUCAACUCAUUACAUUUAUUUAUCACUGUGGUUUUGAUAAGAACCAGAUGUGAAUCUUCCUCUGCUCUUUACUCAGUGGGCGUCAUGUUGACCCAAAUCUAACCCCAUUCGCAUCCUACCUUUACCUUUCCCUCCCAUCUCCCCUCCCCACACCCUUCCCCAUUCUUCGUCAUGACUAGUCUGAAGCGCUCUCAGACAGAGCGCUCAGUUGGGGGAUCGGUGCCGGCUACUGAUGAGUUCUAUACUCGCCGCCUCAGACUACCCAAUGGAGGGGCACCGCCACCUCGAAGCGAAAGUGCCCACAUCUCCUCUGCUUCAACAGCUGGCACCAACCCUGGUGUCCCCAAGAUGGGGGUUAGAGCUCGUGUGGCUGACUGGCCCCCAAGAAAAGAUGGAGGAGGGGGAGGUGUUUGGCACAUCACGGUGGAGACGGACUCGCCUAGUUCUACAAACACCACUAGCUCUUCGGGUUCAGGAAGUGGAGACAGAGAAAGGAUCCUUGGAGGAGGAGGAGGAGGAGGAGGUGGAAGUGGUGGAUCAGGUGGUGGAGAAAGGGGAGGAGGAGGAAAUGUGUCAGCUGUCACAGCCCACAGCAAUCUCUCUGCUAAGUUAGGACACCUGAUAAGCCCACAAGACUCAUCAAUGCUACGCAACAUCCAGAAUACACUCAAGAACAAGAUGCACAGCAAAGGAAAGGACAAUCGCUUCCUGUCACCUGAUGGUUAUCUGGGGUCCCCUCGUAAAGGGAUGAGACGCAUUCGCCAGCGUAGUAACAGUGAUAUAACAAUCAGUGAGCUGGACGGAGAGGGAAAUGAGGGCUGGUCUUUCUCUGGAUGGACACCCAUGCACCGUGAAUAUGGCAGCACCUCUUCAAUAGACAAGCACGGUGUCUCAGGAGAGAGUUUCUUUGACAUGCUGAAGGGAUACCAGUCUGCUGAGGCCCCCGAUCAGAGAAGCCCAGCUCCAGAAAGACUGUCAGAACUCCUAACUGUGGCCCCCAUUAAACAGGCCGCCCUGGACCUGCCUGAUGGUCCAGCACGAGGCAGUCCUGCCAGUCGACUGAAGGAGCGGGAGAAGCAUUUAAAGAGAAGGUCAAAGUCAGAAACAGGUGGAGAGUCUAUAUUCCGCAAGCUGCGCAGUGUAAAGGUGGAUGGUGACACAUCGAGGGCUGGUUCAGAUGCUGAAGACGGGGGGAAAGGUGAUGAAAGUGGUCCACCUCCUAAACCAUGGGUGUGCCAAAAAGGCUUUGCCCAUUUUGACGUCCAGUCUCUACUUUUCGACCUCAAUGAGGCAAUCCAAAACCGUCAGUGUGGCUCUAAACGCAAGAACACCACUACCGGUGCCUCGGCCGCCGCCGCUGCUUCAGCCACAUCCUCUCUUUCCUCCAACCAGAGUGGAAACUUCGGCUCCCCUUGUGGCUCACAGGAAGAGCUGAGCAAGGAGGGUACUGGAGGGCAUGGUACCAACCCUGCAAUGGACCCUGGAGAUGAUAAGAGCAAUGAUUUGGUUCUUAGCUGCCCUUGUUUUAGAAAUGAAAUUGGGGGAGAGGGUGAGAGGAACAUUUCACCUGCUAAACAGCAGGGCAGCAUUGGUAGUGGAGGGAGCUCCAGCAGUUCCUCUGGUAGCACAGAAGAAGGACCCCUGGAAGCCACUCUGACUACCCAUUUCACUAAUGCAGGAGUGGCGGUGUUGGAGGCUGCUAAAGAUGGGCAAAGUCACCAUGCUGACAGGUCCAAAAGAUACAUAAUGGAACACGUUGACCUUGGUGCCUAUUAUUACAGAAAGUAUUUCUAUCUUAGAGAGCACUGGAACUAUCUGGGGGUAGAUGAGAACUUGGGCCCAGUGGCGGUGAGUCUGAGGAGAGAGAAGCUGGAGGAGCACAAGGAUCACGGCCAGCAGUAUAACUACAGGGUCAUCUUUAGAACGAGUGAGCUUAACACCCUGCGUGGUUCCAUUCUUGAGGACGCUGUGCCAUCGACAGCAAAGCAUGGUCUUGCCCGAGGUCUGCCUCUCAAAGAAGUGCUGGAAUAUCUGGUCCCUGAGCUCAAUGUUCACUGCCUGCGUCUGGCACUCAACACGCCUAAGGUCACGGAUCAGCUGAUGAAGCUAGAUGAGCAGGGGCUGAGUUUCCAGCGGAAGGUGGGGGUGAUGUACUGCAUGGCAGGCCAGAGCAGCGAGGAGGAGAUGUACAAUAAUGAAGCAGCCGGUCCUGCGCUGGAAGAGUUCCUCCAUCUUUUGGGCGAGAGAGUUAGGCUCAAAGGUUUCAACAAGUAUCGAGCUCAGCUGGACACCAAGACGGAUUCAACAGGCUCCCACUCCUUGUAUACCACCUACAAGGAUUAUGAGAUCAUGUUCCACGUGUCAACAAUGCUUCCCUACACACCCAACAAUAAGCAACAGCUGCUGCGGAAGCGGCACAUAGGGAAUGACAUCGUAACAAUCGUGUUCCAGGAACCUGGAGCGCUUCCCUUCACUCCUAAAAACAUUCGCUCUCACUUCCAGCACGUAUUUGUGAUUGUGCGGGCUCAUAACCCCUGCUCUGAAAACAGCUCCUACAGUGUGGCAGUCACCCGUUCCAAAGAUAUGCCCUCGUUCGGCCCCCCUAUCCCAGAGGGCGUGACCUUUCCCAAGUCAUCUGUGUUCAGGGAGUUCCUGCUGGCCAAAGUGAUUAAUGCUGAGAACGCUGCCCACAAAUCCCAUAAAUUUCGGGCCAUGGCCACCCGAACACGCCAGGAGUACCUGCGGGACCUGGCAGAACGCCACACCACCAGCACCCCCAUUGAUCCAUCAGGAAAGUUUCCUUUCAUUUCUUUGGCUCAUAAAAAGAAGGAGAAGACCCAGCCAUAUGAAGGAGCAGAGCUGCGCAGCCUCGGGGCGGUGACCUGGCCAGUUUAUGCUGAAGAUCACGGAAACGGAGGAGAAAUCGAGGCCCUCUUGGCUAUUUCCAAUGACUUUCUGAUUCUGUUGGACCAGGAGGCCAAAGCUGUGGUGUUCAACUGUGCUACUAAGGAUGUGAUUGGCUGGACACUCAGCAGUCCCGCUUCCUUAAAGAUUUUCUAUGAGCGGGGAGAAUGUGUGUCUCUGAGGAGCAUCGGCAAUAAUACAGAGGAUUUCAAAGAAGUGAUCAAACGUCUUGAGUUUCUUACUAAAGGCUGUGAGACAACAGAGAUGACGCUUCGCCGAAAUGGUUUGGGGCAGCUUGGCUUCCACGUUAACUAUGAAGGCAUUGUGGCAGAGGUGGAGCCAUAUGGAUACGCCUGGCAGGCGGGACUCCGUCAGGGCAGCCGAUUGGUCGAAAUCUGCAAAGUCGCUGUUGCAACUCUGACCCACGAGCAGAUGAUUGACCUGCUCAGAAAUUCGGUGACAGUUCGUGUUGUCAUCAUCCCACCACAUGAUGAUGCAACUCCACGCAGGGGCUGCUCAGAGCUCUAUCGAGUGCCAGUGUCUGAGUACAAAGGCAGCAGCACAGACAGCGGCUCCUUUGAGUACAAGUUCCCAUUCCGCAGCAACAAUAACAAGUGGCAGAGGACAUCCAGCAGCCCUCAGCAAUCCCUGACUGCUUCACCACAGCCGCACACACCCAACCGAGCCGUCAGCCUGGGCAGCUCGGUGGGAAAGACCCUUUCCGCUGAGAGGUUAGAGAGAGGCGCUGCCAUUCCACGCAGUGUCAGCAGCGACGGUCGACCUCUGGACUCCAAGAGGAUGUCUCCUGGAAGUGAGAGCUACAGCCUGGCUUCCUCCUUGGCUUUAGGUCGUUCUCCUCACAACCGCAGCUCUCCUAGCAACCUGUCAUGUUCUAGUGAUGCUUCUGGAAGCUCUGCUCACUGGAGGCAGAAGUCCAUGCCUGAACAGUUUGCAAGCAGCCGACAUUCUCCUAUGUCAUCAGAGAGAAGAGAGGUGGCUGGAGAGGGUGGCUCCAGCGGGAAAUCCACUCCCAACUGGUCAAGAAUGGAGGAGGGUGGAGGUGAACGGGGGUCAACAGAGGCCCCAGCUUCCAAGUCAGGCCAGAGCUACUCUGGAGCUCCUCGUAUCCAGAGGCAGGAACAAGUCAUCCACCUCUCACCAAAGAAGGGUAGCCAGUCAGAUGGCCCUUACUCUGGUCACUCCAGCAGUAACACUCUGUCCAGCACCGCUUCCAGUGGUGGCCACAGUGACAGUGACAAAUGGUAUGACCUGGGAACAGGAGGAGGGUCCAGCGGCGACCAGGGGGAGCCGGAACCAAACGGCCUGGGAGGAGGAGGCUACCUCCAGGGUGCCUCAGCCGACAGCGGAAUCGACACUGGCUCUUACGGAGCCUCCCAUCAUUCCCAUCCCCAUUCCCACCAUGGCAGCACUGCCUCCCUGCUGGCCCCCAGUGGGAGCAGAGAAAGCAGGGAACGCUCUUCGUCUCCGUGGCACAGUCCGACUGAGGGGGGUCGAAGGAUGCUGGAGAGGUCACCUGCUGCUGCUGAGUCUCCAGGUCCUCCAGCAGAAAGAAGCCAUGAAUCGGUGGGUCGAAGCCCACCGACCCAUCUUCUGGUUAGGGACAGCAGUACUUUCAGCCUGGGUGACGGUGGAUCACAUUCAAGGCACUCUGGCCACAGUUCGCCCAGGGAGGAGUCAUCGCCUUCAGCCACCUCCCCUUCAUCUCAGUCUUCAAUCUCACCCGGGCCCAAGAGCUUCUACCCCCGUCAGGGAGCUCAGUCCAAAUACCUGAUUGGCUGGAGGAAACCGGGCUCCACCAUCAACUCUGUGGACUUUGGAGACACACGGAAGAAAUCUCCAGGGGAAAGUGGAGAAGGGGCCCCAAGCCCAACCGCAAGGCCGACUCUUAGAGACAUGCACUCCCCCCAGGCUCACGCGAAAUCUACUGUGGAGGAAGAUCUGAAGAGACACCCUGCUCACGACACUCCACCCCCUCCACGAAAACACAAGGAAAAGCACGGCCAGAAGUCCCCUCCCAGCCAGCCGCUCAGCCGCCGCCGCUCGCUGCACCGCACACUGUCAGACGAGAGCAUCUAUCGUGGUCAGCGGCUGCCCUCCCUCAGCGACUCCAUCACUGAGCCCAACCUCAGUACGGAUGUCCUGUUCAGCUGCUCCACCCUUCCUCGCUCUCCCACCACUCGGGGAGUGCCCCUCAGACGGCCUUCCUAUAAGCUAGGAGUCAAACUCCAUGGGGAUCUUUCAGCAUCUGACACAUCAUUGGUGGAUUUGGUGGAGCGUCAUCGGGGACCCCUCCCUCAGGAACUGAUGCCCCUCCCAUCUUCAGGUAGAGACAGUCCUCUUGAGUGGACUCACCUGGUGGAUGUGGCCAGUACCUUCGAGAAUGAGAGAAACACACAUUACAUCCAGAGAAGUUAUGUGUUUGGGGAUUCAAACCACCGAAGCAGUGCAGCAUCCAUACCUCAGCACAUCGAGCUGCAGCCUGCGCCACUGUCACGACCCUCAUCCAGUGAGGGUCACAUAGGGCUUGAGAGGAAGGUGACCAAGCUGGAGGCCAUGGUGAAGAUGCUCCAGGAGGACCUGAAGAAGGAGCGGGAAGAAAAAAUACGACUUCAGUCUCAGAUCAAGAGGCUCUGGGAGGACAACCAGAGACUUCAGGAGGAGUCCCAGACAUCUGCUGCCAAGCUCAAGAAGUUCACAGAGUGGGUCUUCAACACCAUUGACAUGAACUGAGCUGCUGCACUCACAGCUCAUCUGCACACAGUUUAGAAGAGGCAGACGGGGAACCUCUAAACCCCUUCUGCAUUCUUCCAUUGGUCUGAUAUCCCCUCAACUUCUUUGAACUUUCCUGUUAUGUUUGGAGGAUGAAAUUUGUGGAACUCAUUUCUACUUGUUUGCCUUCCCCUAUUUCAUUCAAUGGCCAAACAGAUCUCCUCCUCCUCAUUCUCAAGAUGUUGACUUUCGCACUUAUUCCACUGGAUUGAAAUGAAGAACCGUCUCCUUUGUGGCGCUCUCCUCCUUUCAGACCAACGUUUGGCCUUUUACACAUCGAUUUGUUCAUUUUCCUUCUCCCACUUCUUUUAAAACAUCUUUCACCUGCUCUGAAAAAGCAAACCUUGUUUGUGCCAAAUCAAAGAAGCCUCAGCAGGGAGUCGCUCAGGCACCCCUUCUUAAAAGAGGACAACUUAAACGCCACACAGACGUGCGUCACAGAUCUGCUGCAGCAGCAGACAACUACACAUAUAUCUAAAUCCACAACAUAGUUCAAGAGAGAUGCUUCAACUGCAUGUUAAAGGUUGAAUCUGUUUUUUUGUUCUUUGCAUCUAAAAUGUCUGGACGUCCAGCUUCAGUCAUGUUUAUCUUCCGUUUUACCCCCCCUUCAUUCAGAUCUUUUUUUAUACACACUAACACCUGAAACAGGAGUGUAUUAAAAGCCAUUGGCAAGCAGUGCCAUAAAACCAAGACUGAUCCAGUGCUAAUCGGUCCAUCUCAGUUCUACGUGUCUUAAAAGCAAUAGGAAGAAGCCCGGACUUCUGGGUUUGUCUGAAAAGAACCUCGAGUCGAGAAAAAUAAACACCCAAUAUGGAUAUUGUAUGUUUGCAAGAACGAAAAGCUGCACAAGAGCCUUCAUCCCCUUCCUCUACGAAAAAGGAAAAUAAGGACUCAUCAUCUCACUGCCUGAACGAGGAGAGCCGGCUGAUUUUAAGAUAACGGACACUUUUUGGCUGGAAUGAAGGGAGUCUUUUUAAUCCCACGUUAAUUUAUUUCCUUGUAUUAUAAUUCCAAUAAAUGAGUUGUUCUAUUCGUACAGUACAACUGAUAUUAGUGUUUAGUUCUUAAAGACUAAUGUUCAAUAGUUAUAUUAUUUAAAUGGCUUUCUUUUCCUAACUUUACCUAAAGCCUGACUAUAUGCUUUUUAUUCUGCAUUUUGUUGUAUUCGUGGUGCCCAAGCCUGCUGUUGUGUUGCUUACAGUGCCAUCUAGUGGUGACCAGUGAAAACGUCAUGAUUUGUAAAUGUGCUGCAUACCACCUGUAUUUUUUUCUUUAAUUAAUUUUUCCCCCCAAUGCUUCUUGAUUUGAGUCAAAAAAAAAAACUCUUAGAAAUAGAAUGAGAAUAAUAAGCAGCUAGCAGUAAGAGACAAUCAGAGGUAGAUUUUUAUUUAAACAAAAAGGAGCAGAAUUAGUGUAGAUGUGUCUGUAUUUGUGCAUUACGUCUACAGUUUUCCUCAGGUUCAAGGGGACAAAAUAUUGUCAGAAAGUACAUUUGCACAUGGUAAAGAGUAUAUGUUCUAAGGAUGUGAAACGUGUUGCCAUAGUGAGAAUGUCCAUAAGUCUACCCAGUCGUGCCUACAGUACACUUGUUUUAGGUCAAUUACUCGCAGGCAGAACAGGGACGUGCCUUUGAAACAGCAUCAGGGGAGCAGAUAAAAGGGAAAGCCUCUUGAUCUUCAUCUGGAUACUGUAACACCCCAUUUUCUUUUUGUUAAAACCCCCUUCACACGGAUUUUAGUUCGCUGUCGUGAGGCAUUAAAUGUGUCUGAGGCAAGGAGGCAGGUCAGUAAAGUGAGACACGGUGUUUUCACACACAUUUUUGGAUAUGUGUGCCUUCACAUUCCUUUUAGUGGUGGGGAAAUUCCGACACACAAACCUAGAAGUAAAUAUUAGCGGACAGUCUGCCUAUAAACAUAAAGAAGGUAAAUAAAGAGUCACAAUGAAACCCUGAUUUUACCCUACUUUGUUAAAACGGUAGAUUUGUGUCAUAACAUUAGGAAACCAUGAUAAACCUAAAACCAUAUGCUUUAAAUUUAAAAGCAAACAAAUCUGUAAAUUAAAAAGCCUGCCACAUCCAUGGUUCCAUUAGACUGCAUAUCUUUACAUUCAUGAUGCUGAUAUUCAGUCAAAAUGUGUCAUUUUCUUCAGCAGGAUUAACUUCAUCUUGACUUAUCUGCAUUACAAUUGAUCCCUAAAUCCACCAGAUGGCGAAAAAUCUCACUUUUCAGCUUUAAAGCAGAAUUUUGACUGUUUUGGGUCAAAACUGAAAAGUAGGACUAGUUUUGAAUAAAUACACACUGACCAAAGGUUUAUUUUCCCUGUGAAGAAAAGUGAUGCUUCACCCAAUACUUUCUAUUCUGGGUGAUUUGAUAGUACAUGACCUGUACUCAUUGGAAAGGUGUCUUUUUAAUCCAUUUAUUCCAUCUCCUGACAGAUGACCAGGUACAGUUUGAUCCUCUCUAACCUUUAAACAAAUAAAGGCUUUAACAACGAAAAAAAUGAGCCAGUUUAAGGAAACUUCUAUUAUAAAAGCAGUGUUUAUUCUCAUUUAUAACUUUAAAUUAUGGCAUAGUGCUCGAGACUAAAAGCUGAAACUGAAUCAAAAGAAUAUUUAAAGUGUGCACAUAUUUAAAGAAAAUAUGUUUCCAUCUUAAAAAAUGUGUUUUGCAGCUAAGGAACACAGACGGAUGACAUGUUAAUGGGGUAGUUCCUGAACGUGCCACUAAAAGCUGGUAAUUUCACAUGUGUUUACCGUCGCUGUAUUUCUACACCCAGAUUUGAUCUCAAAAUGCCUGAACUUUCUUAGUAGAGAUGUAUGAUUGUAGAGUUGACCACCCUGCAGUGUUUACCAUAGAUUUAGAGAAACAUGAAUGUAGAACAAAGCAAGCUUAAAGAUAAGAGAUGUUUUCUAAUAACCAACACACCAAUAGAGAGAGGACUCUCAGCAUCACUAUCGGUUCUGUUUUAAGAAUCUUGUCCAUCUUUAACAGCUAUAAUCAUACCAGUAGAUAAUUAGCAUUUCUUCUGAUUUAAACAGUUUUAUAUGAUAUUGAAAUAAGCCCGUGGGAAAUUCUUGAUCUACAAAGAUUAAUCUUUAUUCAAACCUCCAUGUUUAAUAAUCAGUGGCAUCAUUCGUUUCAUUACUGUACCUGGUUUUUCUAAUGAAGAAUGACAUUAUGUAAACCUGUAAAGUUUUUUUUUUGUGUGAGAGAGAAUGUUGAAUUAUUUUACUCAUUUGCUUUCUUUGUUUAGUUUUUUUUUUUUGCUUAACUGAUGUAUAUUUGAAAUGUGAAUGUAAAGAUGUUUCGGUCCAUUUGGUGAGAUCUGUUAUGGAGAUCCUUUGCACAGUGUUCACAUGUUUCGGAUAUAAGAAGGGUUGUUUUUCUUUCCAGUGCAAUUUUGUCUAGAUUUUGCCGUGCAGCUCCCGUCCAUCAAUAGAGAUGCUUAAUUUUAUUCCCUUCAUAAAAAUAAAAUCCCUUAUUUUUUUCACCCUGAAUGCACCACUGAUCAGGUGGCAAAAGGGAAGAACAGACGGGAUGUUGCAUGUUUCGUCGGGAUGCUUGUCACGCACAGCUUGAGAGUUCAGUGACUGCAGCAGGAGAGGGAGGAUACUUAAUGCUCAGAGAUGCAGGCGGCGCUGCUUUGUCAGCUCGCUCCUCUUCCAAGAGCAAACUUAGCUGUAUGCUGAUCAGCUCCCACAGCAUGAAGAGGGGACCAGAAGUUUUACACGAUUGAUAAAAAAUAUAUAUAUAUACUGUUUACAUCCCAGAUUCAUUGUCUUUGUAAGAUGUAAAAGUAUGACCAAGACAUUUGCAGUGAUCAAAGUAUUAAAAGUUUCUGAAAUAAAUAAA
Cyprinodon variegatus (sheepshead minnow) is the source of this 9662-nucleotide messenger RNA. RefSeq names its product signal-induced proliferation-associated 1-like protein 1 (gene sipa1l1). The transcript has 23 exons. Gene Ontology annotation, cellular component: cytoplasm. The coding region runs from base 289 to 5772 and encodes 1827 amino acids. NCBI's taxonomy places the organism in Eukaryota, Metazoa, Chordata, Actinopteri, Cyprinodontiformes, Cyprinodontidae. Gene Ontology annotation, molecular function: GTPase activator activity; protein binding. Gene Ontology annotation, biological process: regulation of small GTPase mediated signal transduction; activation of GTPase activity. The record is from RefSeq and is a predicted model, not a curated record.